AUGUUCUCCUUCUCCAAAAUCGUCACUGUCCUAUUCUUCGCCCUCGUCUUGUCUUCUGUAUCAGUAUCUGCUGGACUCAUCCGUCAACGCCGUCAAAGUCCGAGCUACUGGAAUUCCAAUGGAGUCGUCAACAAUGUGGUAACUGACAACAUGGUCGGCGGACCAACAUCUCUCGGAUGGGCUCAAGUUCCACAUCAUCUCAGCCCAAUGUUCUCGCCAGUGUUUGGAGGAAGAUAA
Molecule: messenger RNA, 237 nt
Organism: Caenorhabditis remanei
Lineage: Eukaryota; Metazoa; Nematoda; Chromadorea; Rhabditida; Rhabditidae
Exons: 1
Coding region: 1-237 (78 amino acids)
Source: RefSeq, a predicted model, not a curated record